AGAAAAAAGAGAGAGGGAUCAUGACGAAGGAGGCUACGCCUCACACUUCCCCUCCCUUCCCUGUCUGCAGCGCCAGACAGCAUUGCACCGGCUGCUGUGUAGGCUGAAUGGAGGCUCAGGCAGACUCCAGUGCUGCAGAGCUCAACAGACAGAAAGACUUUCAGAAACUUCUCAAGUCAUCCAGCUCUGCCAGUCUCACUACUGAUGUGUCUCACAAUGCUGCAGGAGAGCACGUCGGGACCCCAGGGCACCACUGCAGCCAGGUCCUGACCGCAGAGAGACGGCAACCACUGAGCAGUGUGUCGUCUCUAGAGGUUCACUUCGAUCUGCUGGACCUGACAGAGCUGACUGACAUGUCUGAUCAAGAGCUUGGAGAAGUGUUUGCUGAUUCAGAUGAAGAGAAUCACAACGAAUUGCCAGCAAAUCAUCAGCCACCAUUGCCUCGUUUCCCUCAUGGCGGUUACGUCCGAUCGCCCUCCUGGACCCGUGGGUGCAAAGGAGAGCAGCAACCCAGAGACAGGAAGCAUCACAGCGACUCAGAGAACACUGAGCCUUUGCUAAAGAUUGAGCGUUCCCAAUCGCAGCAGCCCUGAGCCACGGUCAGCUACGUGGGCUCGGAGAGGACACACCGUCCUUGUCUGGAGGAUGAAGGUUUCUUCCCAAGGAAGCGAUGAGGGAUCUCUGAAAGGACACAGAGACCCCUGCUCAAGAUACAGCGAUCAUUCUGCCUAUACGAGGCAAACUGAGCCAAUAGACAACAUCGAAUGGUGAUAGAAGAGUGGGUUCUUCAGGAAAUGCAAAAUUUCUCCUCUAACCAGCAUUCCAUGGGAAGUGUAUCAGCGAUACAGUUUUCAACAUAGCUACAGUAUGUGACGAACUGGCAGCAUGACCUCAUGAAGUUUUCUGGCACAUUCUGUGUCUUCAAAGAUCAUAUUAAUGGAGAUGAACUGAUCUAAGGGGCUGUCAGGGAGUGAUAUAUUAAUGAGUGAAGAAAUUCAUCAACAGCAAAUUUGUUCUACAAGUAGGACAACCCCCCCCCCCCACCUGCAUUAACAUAGACAAGCUCCUGAAAGAAUGAGAGAAAAUUAGGAAGAGUAACCAGGCUUUAUGAAUAAACAUCAAAGCAAUUAUAUUUUUCAUCCAAAUAUUCCCACUUAUACUCCUCUAAGUGUUUUGAGUUCUAAUUUCGAAUUUAAAGAUUAAAUGAACAACACGCCAUUCGAUCGUGUGAAACUUUUUCACACGGGAAUUUAUAAAACAGUCCGACGGCUACGGCUUAUUACAGGGUUAAACGUUACGCAUGUUCUAAACAGGGUAUGACAUUGUACGUGAAGAAACGAUGACAGGAAAACAGUCAAACCAACUUAAUUGAAUAAAAUGUGGAGAAA
Messenger RNA from Tachysurus fulvidraco (yellow catfish), 1388 nucleotides. It is a transcript of the gene dbndd1, whose product is annotated as dysbindin domain containing 1. Gene Ontology annotation, biological process: negative regulation of protein kinase activity. Bases 108 to 593 code for a protein of 161 amino acids. Gene Ontology annotation, cellular component: cytoplasm. NCBI's taxonomy places the organism in Eukaryota, Metazoa, Chordata, Actinopteri, Siluriformes, Bagridae. The transcript has 4 exons. The record is from RefSeq and is a predicted model, not a curated record.